AGUGUAAUUUGAUUUCUUUCAUGUAGUAUCAUUGAGUCCUGCGAUUGUAGCAAGUGCACAGACGUUGUUUUCCUCUCGCCUUCUCUCAUUUACGUGUGUGUAUACGCAUCUUAACUCUUCCAUUGCCGUUUGCUUAGAGAAGAAAAAGGGUUUCACGUUCAGCAGGUCGCGUGCGGCCAAGUCCAGCAAACAAACAGAGAUGCUCUCUACUUCUUCAAAGCCCAAGAAGGGCAAGUGCCAGAAAAUCUUCGAUGUCCUCUGCGCCUUGCUCUCGCUGCGCCUCGUCCUCGUCCUCGUCUACAUCAUUAUGAUAGUCCUUCUCUGCGUGAUUCAAGGCAUCACCCUCUUCAGCAGCCCUAAAAUCGAUAUCCUUCACAUCCAGUCAAACAAGAUCGUCGCUGCACAGGUGACCUUUCUCAGCAAGACUUGGUACGGCGUGGACAUCCCCAUCCACGGUGCGAAUGCCACGGCGCAAAUUAACAUCAAAAUGUGGAUCACCAAGCUGAAGCUCGACAUCGCCAUUCCCUACGACUUCGCCCCGCAGAACAUUUCACAGGAGUACCGCGUGCAGGACGUCCCCUGCAAGGAGUUCCGUACCGUGUUCAAGAAUCUGCAAAUCUUCAGUCUGCUCUCCAUCUUUACCGGCUUCAUUGUGCUCGUGCUCACCGCGGCGAACUUCUUUACCCGCAUGUUUCUCCCGCUGCUGUGGUUCUUUGUGUGGCUCGCCGUCGCCUUCACUGCGUCGAUGACGGCGAUGAUGUUUAAGCUGCUGUGCGACGGCGAGUGCUACGGCGAGCCCAUUGCGAUCCCCCCCUUCACUCGUUUGGCCAUACCGAUGGGCGGCUUUGCGCUCUCCAUUAUUUGCUUUGAGUGCUACCUCCUCACGUCACUGCUGACUGUGUUUUUGUAA
Molecule: messenger RNA, 910 nt
Organism: Leptomonas pyrrhocoris
Lineage: Eukaryota; Euglenozoa; Kinetoplastea; Trypanosomatida; Trypanosomatidae
Exons: 1
Coding region: 200-910 (236 amino acids)
Source: RefSeq, a predicted model, not a curated record